Messenger RNA from Dalotia coriaria, 1140 nucleotides. It is a transcript of the gene Zip102B, whose product is annotated as Zinc/iron regulated transporter-related protein 102B. The transcript is spliced from 3 exons. Gene Ontology annotation, biological process: transmembrane transport; zinc ion transport. Lineage: Eukaryota; Metazoa; Arthropoda; Insecta; Coleoptera; Staphylinidae. Gene Ontology annotation, molecular function: metal ion transmembrane transporter activity. Gene Ontology annotation, cellular component: membrane. The coding region runs from base 150 to 1043 and encodes 297 amino acids. The record is from RefSeq and is a predicted model, not a curated record.
GCUAGGUGCGCGUUUCCUAGUGCAGGAUAACAAGACAUUUUAGUUUAACUAAAAAUAAAGACAUUUACAUAUAAAACUCAUUAAAAAAUUUAAAAAAACAACAAAAAACAGAAGAAUAAUCAUCAGGAAGUGCAACAAGGUGUGACAAAAUGGAGGAGACAUUCAUGCUGAUAUCGCUCACGAUUGUGAUGCUAGUUGGCUCAUUCCUAGCCGGAUCAAUACCGUUAUUCUUCAGUUUUUCUGAAGAAAAACUAAAGAAAAUAACAGUCUACGGUGCGGGUCUGCUCGUCGGCACCGCUUUAGCUGUGAUAAUCCCUGAAGGAGUGCGUGCGUUGACUCUGGAAGCGCCUCAUGAAGCUCCCGGAGGUGCUACGCCUGCAACCAACGCACAUUCCCAUCAACAUGCGGGUGAACACGACGAAAAAGACCCGUUGUCCGUGAUCGGAAUAAGCCUAGUCCUUGGUUUCGUCUUCAUGCUGCUCGUUGAUCAAAUCUCUCAAGGCCGCAAUGAAUCCCUGAGUCCCUCAGAGCGUAAUGUCACCGCUACAGUGGGUUUAGUAGUGCAUGCGGCUGCAGAUGGCGUUGCACUAGGUGCAGCAGCGACUACAAGUCAUGCAGAUGUCGAAAUAAUCGUCUUUCUGGCGAUUAUGCUACACAAAGCGCCGGCGGCUUUCGGAUUGGUUACCUUUCUCCUCCAUGAAGGUAUUGAACGGCAAAGGAUUCGAAGACACCUGCUGGUUUUUAGCUUCGCCGCGCCUGUUCUUACUCUCCUGACUUAUUUCUGCAUCGGCCAAGAACAGAAGGAAACCUUCAGUUCGAUAAACGGCACAGGAAUCGCCAUGUUGUUUUCAGCUGGGACUUUCUUAUACGUUGCCACCGUUCAUGUGUUGGCGGAACUGACGCAGAACACGCAUCAACAUUCCUACUCAAAGCUGCCCUCCAUGGAGGCGGCCGCCAAAGUUGGCCUCCGGCCGUUUGAACUGCUUAUUCUUGUGCUGGGAUGCCUCACGCCGCUGGUGCUGACGCUCGGACAUCAUCACUGAAAUAAACCAUGCAAGCAAUAUACAUUAUUUAAUUAAUAUAUAAAAUACUAAUAAUAAUCGGUACUUACCAUAUUGUAAUAAAUUCCAAGUAAACAAA